CUAUAUCAAAAUGACCUCAACCACCACCACCGCCAAAACCACCCCCCCAAUCCCCUCCGGCCCAACCACCACCUCCCUCAUCUUCUACUCUCCCCCCUCCGACUCCUCGCCUCCCUUCAACUACGUCGAGGCCCCUCCCCCAGGCCUCCCCCAGCGCAACUACAACGAAGAAACCCACCGCGUGCCCCUGACCGACAUCCGCGCCCACGACCUCUCGCAAUACAGCCUCUCGACCUCCGCCUUCUCCGUCCUCCAAUCCAUCCCGACGCUCACCACACGGGAAACCUUCAACUCCGACCCCCUGGUCAAAGCCCACUACUACCCGGAAGUCACCUCGCUGUUGAAAGACUACCUCUCCGCCGCCGACGGCACCUCGCCCGAGAACAUCGAGGUGAUCCUCUUCGACCACACCAUCCGGCUCUCUUCCCCAGACGCCCCCCGCGCCCCCGUCCACCGCGCCCACGUCGACCAGACCCGCUUCGCCGCCUCCGAGCGCGUCAAGCUGCACGUCACGGACCCUGCGCUUCGCGAGGCCGCACUCUCCGGCUCCCUCCGCUACCGAAUCAUCAACGUCUGGCGCCCGCUGAACGGACCCGUGGAAUCGAACCCGCUGGCGUUCGCGCACGCCCAGUCCAUCGACCCCGAGACGGACCUCGUGGCCGUUCAGCAUCGGUAUCCGCACCGGGUGGGCGAGACCAUGGGGGUGAAGUAUCGGGAGGGCCAGCGGUGGAUGUAUCUGUCUGGGAUGACGGGCGAGGAGAGGUUGUUGCUGCAGUGUUCGGAUAGUUGGGCGGGGAAGGACGGGAGAAGCGAGAGGGUUGUGGUGCCGCAUAGUGCGUUUUGGGAUGAGAAGACCCCUGAGGGGGCCAGGGGGAGGGAGAGUAUCGAGGUUAGGGCGUUGGUUCUGGGGUGAGGACUCUUUGGGGGUUUGGUCUUUUAUGUAAUAUGUUGGGAUGUAAACAGAUAUCGAUCGGAAUUAAUGACUUAUGCUAGAAGGAUG
Messenger RNA from Aspergillus steynii IBT 23096, 1000 nucleotides. Its product is annotated as putative methyltransferase. Lineage: Eukaryota; Fungi; Ascomycota; Eurotiomycetes; Eurotiales; Aspergillaceae. The transcript has a single exon. Gene Ontology annotation, molecular function: oxidoreductase activity. The record is from RefSeq and is a predicted model, not a curated record. The coding region runs from base 11 to 913 and encodes 300 amino acids.